Molecule: messenger RNA, 1223 nt
Organism: Myotis davidii
Lineage: Eukaryota; Metazoa; Chordata; Mammalia; Chiroptera; Vespertilionidae
Product: mothers against decapentaplegic homolog 9-like
Exons: 2
Coding region: 198-875 (225 amino acids)
Biological process (GO): cell differentiation; SMAD protein signal transduction; anatomical structure morphogenesis
Cellular component (GO): heteromeric SMAD protein complex
Molecular function (GO): RNA polymerase II cis-regulatory region sequence-specific DNA binding; DNA-binding transcription factor activity, RNA polymerase II-specific; I-SMAD binding
Source: RefSeq, a predicted model, not a curated record
UUUGCCAGUCCAUUCUAGGGCUCAGGAAAAUGUCAACAUGCUUCCCAACCUGCAUUUGUCACAAUGACUACCAGAAGAAAAGGAAGAUCUAUGACAUCCCCAGAGAGUUACUUGCUGCUUACUUCCCUUAAGCCCUGCAGGCACUGAAGGGCUCUGUCCAGUUCCUAUUUGCACCGGACACCUGCAGUCAACCUCUUAUGCACUCCAGCACCCCCAUCAGCUCUCUCUUCUCCUUCACCAGUCCAGCAGUGAAGAGACUGCUAGGCUGGAAGCAAGGAGAUGAAGAGGAAAAGUGGGCAGAGAAGGCAGUAGACUCUUUAGUGAAGAAGCUAAAGAAGAAGAAAGGAGCCAUGGAUGAGCUGGAGAGGGCUCUCAGCUGUCCAGGGCAGCCCAGCAAAUGUGUUACGAUUCCUCGAUCCUUGGACGGGCGGCUGCAGGUGUCCCACCGCAAGGGUUUGCCUCACGUUAUUUAUUGCCGAGUGUGGCGUUGGCCUGAUCUGCAAUCUCACCAUGAGCUGAAGCCCCUGGAAUGCUGUGAGUUCCCAUUUGGCUCCAAGCAGAAAGAGGUGUGCAUUAACCCCUAUCACUACUGCCGUGUGGAGACAUCAGUGCUGCCGCCUGUAUUGGUGCCAAGACACAGCGAAUAUAACCCCCAGCUGAGCCUUCUGGCCAAGUUCCGCAGUGCCUCCCUCCACAGUGAGCCACUCAUGCCGCACAACGCAACCUAUCCUGACUCUUUCCAGCGGCCUCCAUGCUCUGCAUUCCCUCCCUCAUCAGGGCAAGCAUUCUCACAGUACCUGUGCACAGCCAGCUACCCUCACUCCCCAGGAAGCCCUUCAGAGCCAGAAAGCCCCUAUCAACACUCAGGUCAGUAAAAGCUGCCAGUCUAUGUGGUAUACAAUUCAACACAUUUAUGGUGUGAGCAUCAUAGUUUUUAAUCACUGUAACUCACGUUCAUGUAGAGUUUUACAGUUCACAUGGCAAUCUCUUGUGUGCUCUUGGACCCUGCCCAGCCUCUAAGAUGAUCAAUACUAUAUCCAUUUUGAAGCAGUUAUCCUGGAGCUACAACAUGCCUUUGCUCUAGUUUUUGGUCCUAAUCCUUUGGACGCUCUCAGAAAUUAAAUGGACUUGAACAGCAUCCUUCGGAAUUUUGAGGUGUUUUGUUUGUUUGUUCGUUUUGUUUUUGUUUUCUAAAGCCAGUAGCAAUAAGCUUAUAAAGACUU